Molecule: messenger RNA, 1473 nt
Organism: Dictyostelium purpureum
Lineage: Eukaryota; Evosea; Eumycetozoa; Dictyosteliales; Dictyosteliaceae
Exons: 2
Coding region: 1-1473 (490 amino acids)
Source: RefSeq, a predicted model, not a curated record
AUGGAACCUUUACCUCAACCAUACUAUCCAAAUUCAGGAGGAUUGGAAUCAGACAACGAGUGUUGUCAACAAAUAGUAGUUCCUCCAUCUAUGACACAACCAAUGGUUAUACCUACUUUACCAUCAAUUUCAUCAAUCGUUUCUCAAGAGAAUCAUAAACAAUAUCAAUUGGUUAAAGAAUUUAGGGAAUGCCAUAUCGAUUCUAAAUUGAUGUCAGUUUUGUAUUCAGAGUUUAGAGUAUCACCCAAAAAAGCAACCAAUAUAUAUGAAGAUUGGGUUAAUAGUUUAUGGUUUACACCAACUGGAUUCAAAAAAAUUAUGGACUCAGAAUCAUUGAAAAAAGUUUAUAUACCAUUUUAUUCAUACAAAGUUGGUUACAAUGUAGAAUUUUCUGGAUUUGUUACAUAUGAUUCAUUAUUACAUACCAAAUAUUCAUACGAAAAACAAAAUCGACAUCAACAACCAUCACCAAAAAAUAAAACACCAUCAACAAACUCCUCAGUAAUUUCAGGUACAGGCGAAAUAAAUACAAACAAUUUCAAUUUACCAUUAGAGGAACUAAUAAAAGAUAAAGGUGUGGAAUGGAAAAAGGUUGAUGGCUAUAUAACAAGAACUGUAAAUCGAAUAUUAUUGUUGGGGUGCAAUUCAAUGAGUUUACUCAUUGAUGAUGGUAUAAUGAAUUGCAUGGAUAUUCAUUUCGAUUUUUUAAAAACAACAGAAUCUACACUGGGAGACUUUGAAAAGCAUGCAAUACUCGAACAAGCCGAUGUACUAAGUAGAUAUGAACCAGAAAUGGUUUGGAACCGUGACUAUUCAAACUAUCUAUUGGAAAAAGAACAAGCAAUGUCUGUAGAGUAUUUAAAACAACAAGAACAAACUUUAUUCGUCAAGAAUGUUUCAUCAAAUGUAAUAUACAAUGAAAAGCUAUUCAAUCUAGUCUAUAUACCAUUCUACUACUCAACCUAUGAAUAUCAAGACCAAUCAUACUCAUUCUUUUUAAAUGCUCAAAAUGGCAUGAUAUCAGCCAAUAGACCCAGCAAAUUAGGGCUUGGAAAAAUUGGUGAUUUGUUUAAAUAUACUUGUAAUUAUAUCUCAACUAUGGUGGGAUCAAUCGAGCCUACAACAAAAAUCAAAGGCGACGAAUUGGGCGACCAUGAUCAAUGGAAGGUUUAUUGUGAUUCAAGUUAUUUCAUUUGUUUUACAAGAUCUGCUACAAAUCUAUUUACCGGAAGUUCAAAUGGCUUCUUUGUUGUAAAAAAUAAUAGUAGAAUAGAAAGAGCCACCCUCAGGGGUCAAAAGAGAAGAAGUGUUAAAAAGGGUAAUAUUUUCGAGCUUUUGCCAAUGCAAGAACGUACUUUUUCAUUUAAAGGCCAUUGGUGUUUAGAAAUUAUUAAGGGCGAAGUAAAUCAAAUCGAAAUAAUUAAAAUCAAUCAUUCAAAUGGAGGAAAUAUUUACCAAUCAAUCAAAAACUAA